Gossypium raimondii (Peruvian cotton) is the source of this 1888-nucleotide messenger RNA. Its product is annotated as pentatricopeptide repeat-containing protein At5g66520. The transcript has a single exon. The coding region runs from base 118 to 1395 and encodes 425 amino acids. Gene Ontology annotation, biological process: RNA modification. Gene Ontology annotation, molecular function: protein binding; RNA binding. The record is from RefSeq and is a predicted model, not a curated record. NCBI's taxonomy places the organism in Eukaryota, Viridiplantae, Streptophyta, Magnoliopsida, Malvales, Malvaceae.
GCUUUCGGCUAUUUGGCAACUUGCAUCUUCGUUAUUACCAUGUAUUUUUCAAACAUUUACCUGUGUGAUUAUGAAACUUGAUCUUUGAAUCGAUGGAAAUGAGAAGAAACUAAAGCAAUGCGCAAACCAAACCCACAAAAACUUAUAAAAGUUUUCAACAAUUGGACUUUAGCCAUAAAAAAUGCUUCUUCUCCUCACCAAGCCUUGGUUCUUUACUCUCAAAUGCACCGCCAAUCGGUUCCUUUUAAUAGUUUCUCAAUUCUCUUCACCCUCAAGUCAUGUACUCCUUUGCGAAAUCCGAGUCUCGUUGCCCACCUCCAUUGUCAUAUCUUGAAGUUAGGGUUCGUUUCCCAUGUCUAUGUGGCUACUUCUUUGUUGAAUGCGUACGUGGUUUCUUGUUUUGACUAUGCAUGCAAACUGUUCGAUGAAAUUCCUGAGAGAAACAUUGUUACCUGGAACACCAUGAUAACUGGUUAUUCACGGUCUGGGGAUGUAAACAAAGCGUAUGCCUUUUUUAAGGCAAUGACUUUGAGGGAUGUUGCUUCUUGGUCUGCCAUGAUUGCGGCUUUCAUGAAUAACUGGAAAUGGAAUUGUGGGUUAUCUUGUUUUAGAGAAAUGGUAGCAAAUGAGAGGUUGAAACCUGAUGAAGUGACUGUGGGAGCGGUUCUAUCUGGCUGCGCUCACAUGGGUUCUCUUGGAUUAUUGGCGGGAAGAUCGGUCCAUGCGUUUAUAGCUAAAAAUGGGUGGAACUUGACUGUCGAAAUCGGCACUGUUUUGGUAGAUAUGUAUGCAAAAUGCGGAUUAUUGAAGUAUGCUUGUAUAGUUUUCAAUGCAAUGCAACAAAGAAAUGUAAUGACUUGGACGGCAUUGAUUAGUGGAUCUGCACAACAUGGCUACAGUGACGAGGCACUGUCUUUCUUUGAAGCAAUGCAAGAGGCGGGAGUGAAGCCUAAUGAGAUGACUUUUACAGGCAUUCUCAAUGCAUGUGCUCGUAAAGGUUUGGUCAAGGAAGGCCGCAAGUAUUUCGAUAUGAUCGAACAAUAUGGUUUGCAGACAAGGAUUCACCAUUAUGGGUGCAUGGUUGACUUGUAUGGUAAGGCAGGGUUGCUAGAAGAAGCUUAUCAGGUUAUCGGUACAAUGAAAGUUGAACCCAAUGUUGUUAUAUGGAGUUCUUUUUUGUCAGCUUGUAAGGAUCAUAAGCAAUUUCAGAUGGCUGACAGAGUGAUCAAGCAAGUGAUGGAAACGGUAAAGCCAGAGAGUGAUGGGGGGGUUUAUUCUCUUGUAUCUGAUUUAUAUGUUUUGAAUGAGAAAUGGGAUGAUGCGGAAAGAGUAAGGAAACUAAUGGUUAAUCAAUAUGUGAGGAAGACUAGGGGCUCUAGUUUUAUUCGAAGUUGAAUUCUUGAAAGCAAUUUUGUUUCUUCUCAAGAUCUAUGUCACUCAGACUCAGAAGUAUUGGGUAGGAUAUGUAUUAAAGUUUUUCACAUAUUUGGAGGGUUUUUGGAGUUUCACAAUAUGCACGUCCAGGGUAUGCAUUGGACAUGAAUAUUUGAGCAUCUGGUAGACCUUGUUCAGUGCUUGUGCAGCUCAUUGCAAUCUAAGGCUUGCAGGAACUAUCCAUCAGUUUAUGUGCUUUUGUCAUCUCAUUACUAAGCCAGAAUCAUGGGAUCAUUUCAAGUUGACAAAGGGAAUCGAAGGCAAGAUUUUGAAGCUGCGUUUGCUUAACAAUUAUUGCGAUUGAAUUUGGGAGUUUUUCAGAAACCUCACAAUAUACUUGGACUGUUAGUUUCACUAGAUUCAUUGAUUUGACUAAAAAUAAAGAGGGAGAUCAAACAUGUAAGUCCUUAUCAUUUCAUUCCAAUAACUUUUUUAAAGUAAAUUCUUUUUGCUA